AUGGCGGACCAAGUCAAGUAUACACAGAAACUUAAAGGGGAGAAAGUUUUGAUCAUCGGAGGUUCUGCAGGUGAGUGUCUUGCGGAGGCUGCUUUGGAGUUCGGAGCCACAGUCGUCAUUUCCUCUUCAAGGACCGAGAAAGUAAAAGAGAAAGUUGCCGAACUUCAACGGUUGUAUCCAUCGGCGAGGGAUCGUAUCUCAGGCCAUGCCUGUAACUUAGCAGAUGAGGCCAAUCUUGAGAGUAACAUUCGCGAACUCCUGGAGAAGACAGGCACUGUCGAUCACAUCGUUCACACAGCAGGCGACAGUCUUUCCGUCAAACCUAUGGCCGAGAUUGACAUGGACUUUGUCAAGAAAGCCGGUCAAGUUCGCUUCUUCUCCAUACUCAUGCUCGCCAAACAUGCCCCUAAGUAUCUCAACCCUGGCCCGAAGUCAUCAAUCACCUUGACAUCAGGGCUCGUGGCAUCGCGACCAGUACCCGGCUGGACCGUGAUCGGUGCUUACGCCGCUGGAGCGGAAGGUAUGACUCGCGGGUUGGCACUUGAACUCAAACCGAUCCGAGUCAAUAUCGUUGCCCCUGGUCCCAUCAACACAGCUAUAUUCGACAGCGUGUCAGAUGAAGAUCGCAAAGCCUAUGCGGACAGAAUGCCCACGGGACAAAUUGGGGAGGUGGCAGAUAUCGUGGAGUCAUAUCUCUCAUGCAUCAAAGAUCACAACCUGAGUGGAACAAUCAUUCACUCCGACGGUGGGGCAAACAUUGCGUGA
Dissoconium aciculare CBS 342.82 is the source of this 765-nucleotide messenger RNA. RefSeq names its product NAD(P)-binding protein. The transcript has 2 exons. Gene Ontology annotation, molecular function: oxidoreductase activity. NCBI's taxonomy places the organism in Eukaryota, Fungi, Ascomycota, Dothideomycetes, Mycosphaerellales, Dissoconiaceae. The coding region runs from base 1 to 765 and encodes 254 amino acids. The record is from RefSeq and is a predicted model, not a curated record.